GGUUCCCCCACCUCGCAAAGCAAUUCCAUCUCCGAAUCUUUGUCCAUAAGCAUCCGUAUUUGUUCUUUGGCCAUAUACGGGGAUUCCUCCAUCUGGGUCAUUGAGUACAUCUGGUGAAAAACUCAUAUGCACAACCAUAUAUAUACAUAUAUUUACACAAAAACACAUCUUUUGUAUAACAUCCUAUCGGGAGAGAAGAAAGACGAUGCCUUUCGCUUCGUUCCUUGAACCCAACGGCUCCUCAGAUGGGUUGCUAGAGCAUUUGGUGGUGGUGGAUGCUGAGGAGAGGCAAGAAUCGAGUCGGGAGCCGAAGAUCUGGGUAAGAGAUCUGACCCGGGUUUCUGAAAUCGGAUCUCCGGUUCUGAGAGGAGUUACAGUGGCUAUACCGAGAGGUAUGAUUGUUGGGAUUAUAGGGCCAAGUGGAAGCGGAAAGUCAACGUUUUUGAGGUGUUUGAACCGUCUUUGGGAGCCGCCGCCGGCGACGGUGUUCUUGGACGGCGAUGAUAUAACGGAGAUAGAUGUCAUCAUGCUCCGUCGUAGAGUGGGAAUGCUCUUCCAGCUUCCUGUUCUGUUUGAUGGGACAGUGGCGGAUAAUGUAAGAUACGGGCCACAGCUGCGAGGUCAGAAACUGAGUGACAAAGAGGUGUGUGAACUGCUAAAGCUUGCAGAUCUUGAUGCUUCCUUCUGCGAGAAGAUUGGUGCGGAGUUAUCCGUGGGUCAAGCACAACGUGUUGCCCUUGCCCGGACUCUAGCCAACGAGCCCGAGGUGUUGCUUUUGGAUGAACCCACGAGCGCUCUGGAUCCGAUUUCAACGCAGAACAUAGAGGAUGUUAUAGUGAAGUUGAAGAAGCAGAGGGAGAUGACCAUAGUGAUGGUGUCUCACAGUAUAAAGCAAAUCCAAAGGAUUGCUGAUAUAGUUUGCCUUCUCGUUAAUGGUGAGAUCGUUGAAGUCCUCAAGCCCCAAGAUCUUUCUCAAGCCAAGCAUCCAAUGGCUCAGAGGUUUCUUCAACUCAGUUCCUAAGUUGGGUCAUUUACCAUUGUGGAAGAAAGCUUAAAAAAUUAUAUCUUUGAGACUGGUGGUUGUAUUAUUACAGAAACAAAUGGUUUUGUAUGUUACAUUGGUGUGCUGAAAUGAGAAUGUUCAUUGUUGGAAACAA
Messenger RNA from Tarenaya hassleriana, 1157 nucleotides. Its product is annotated as ABC transporter I family member 17. Gene Ontology annotation, cellular component: membrane. Lineage: Eukaryota; Viridiplantae; Streptophyta; Magnoliopsida; Brassicales; Cleomaceae. Bases 206 to 1021 code for a protein of 271 amino acids. Gene Ontology annotation, molecular function: phosphate transmembrane transporter activity; ATP hydrolysis activity; ATP binding. The transcript is spliced from 4 exons. Gene Ontology annotation, biological process: phosphate ion transmembrane transport. The record is from RefSeq and is a predicted model, not a curated record.